AUGUCCAAGUACAAUGUCCAGGACGUCGAUCUCGAAACGGGGAAGCAGGUUCGGUUAACCGGAUACUGCAAUGCCGCCUUCGAGGAUCCUCUUCGAAGCAACAACAACGAUCUCGAUCAAAUGCCCGAGUUCGAGAACAGACUCAACAAUAUUCGUGUUUGCAAUCAGGAUGAUAAAACCGUGAGCAACGAUGUUCCUCAAAAUCCUGAAAAAGAUCUAUUAUGCUCUUUAGGAAGGAAAUGGGUGUAUCAACGAAUCAAAAGAUCGUGCAAGAAAAAAAUGGUUUACAAAAGGGUACCUAUAGCAGCGUGGAUACAAACGUAUCGUAAGGAUUACAUAGUAAGUGAUCUCGUUGCUGGUAUUACCGUAGGCCUUACCGUUAUACCACAGGCGAUAGCUUAUGCGAAUGUGGCAGGACUUCCUUUGCAGUAUGGUUUAUAUUCAUCUUUCAUGGCAUGCUUCGUGUACACUAUCUUUGGAUCCUGUAAAGACGUUCCAGUUGGGCCAACUGCAAUUAUCGCAAUCUUGACGAGAGAAACGUUACAAAAAUCUGAUUUAGGGCCCGAUUUUGCGGUUCUUUUAACAUUCAUCUCUGGUUGCGCGUGUUUAUUAAUGGGAAUUUUACAUUUAGGUUUUUUAUUGGAUUUCAUAUCAGGACCAGUUUCGGUCGGUUUUACGUCGGCAGCAGCGAUAAUUAUUGCUACUAGCCAAGUGAAGGAUAUUCUAGGCAUUCAUAUAGGUGGUAGUAAAUUUGUCGAAGUAUGGCAAAAUAUAUUCGAAAAAAUUGGAGAAACAAAACUUUGGGACAGUGCAUUGGGUAUCACUUGUAUAAUCGUACUACUUCUUCUUAGAAAAAUCAAAGAUAUACCAUUUAUGCAAAAAGCGGCAAAAAUGUCGUCGAGAGUACAAGUAAUUAUGCAAAAAUCACUUUGGUUACUGUCCACGGCACGAAAUAUUCUCGUGGUCCUCGUUUGCGGUGUUAUAUGCUGGCUUUUAGAAAGUCACUUAGGUUCCUCACCCGUUAAAUUGACGGGCCACGUUAAACAAGGACUUCCGGAAUUUCAGCUACCACCGUUUCAAACCUAUUACAAGAACGAAACUUAUAACUUCGUCGAUAUGGUUUCCGCACUCGGUUCUGGAUGUCUAGUCAUUCCUUUAUUGAGCCUCUUAGAAACCAUCUCUAUUGCCAAAGUUUUUAAUGAAGGUAAACCAAUCGAUGCGACUCAAGAAAUGUUGGCUUUAGGCGUAUGCAACGUUGUGUCAGCUUUCGUUUCUUCCAUGCCUGUAAGCGGUGGCCUUAGUCGUGGUGCCGUAAAUCAUUCAUCCGGAGUGAAAACGACUCUUGGUGGUGUUUAUACUGGACUUUUAGUACUUGUAUCACUUCAGUUCCUUACCCCGUAUUUGUACUUUAUUCCUAACGCCGCCCUUGCUGCAAUCAUCAUCGCGGCUGUCAUUUUUAUGGUGGAAUUACACGUGAUUAAGCCUAUAUGGAGAACAAAAAAAAUUGAUCUCAUACCAGCUGUGGCUACAUUUUUAUGCUGUCUUUUUAUAAGGCUUGAAUUAGGUAUAGUAAUUGGUAUCGGUAUAAACGUUUUGUUCCUACUUUAUGCUUCAGCAAGACCAUCGCUACGAGUUCAUAAAGAUACAAGUAUCAACGGCUGUGAAUAUCUUGUCAUAACGCCCGACAGAAGUCUUGUUUUUCCAAGUGUCGAAUACGUGCGGGCUGUAAUUAGUAAGCAAGGUACAAAACAGGGAACAGCGGUACCUGUUGUUAUAGAUUCUACACAUAUCCAAGCAGCAGAUUUUACAGCUGCAAAGGGAAUUAAAAGUUUAACGGAAGAUUUUUCGAAACGUGGACAACCUUUGAUUUUUCAUAAUUUGAAACCGAGUAUUAUUGAAAUUUUCAAAGGUGUAAAACCUUCUGGUUUGAAAUGUAGUUCUAGCGAACUUGAACUUAACGAUUGUUUGAAAGAAUUUUCAAAUUCGUCAACUACUAUGAACAGGUACUGAUAAUAUUUAGACUUUUAUAAAUUCCGUCCCGGAAGUACUCCUUUUUUUUAUUUUAUACAUAUCAGUAUUAUAUUAAUUCGAAAACGAACAAUAUAGAUAAUAUUACAAUAAAGAGGAACAAUAUGUUUUAAUAAUUAUUGUAAUUAAGUAUCAACCCUUUGGAUACAAUAUUACAUUAUACGACGAUAUUUCAUGUAUGUAAUUUCACAUAAAUAAAAUAAAAACUUUUCACUACU
This is a messenger RNA of Apis dorsata (giant honeybee), 2246 nucleotides long. Its product is annotated as sodium-independent sulfate anion transporter-like. Bases 1 to 2010 code for a protein of 669 amino acids. The record is from RefSeq and is a predicted model, not a curated record. Gene Ontology annotation, biological process: transmembrane transport. Lineage: Eukaryota; Metazoa; Arthropoda; Insecta; Hymenoptera; Apidae. The transcript is spliced from 10 exons. Gene Ontology annotation, cellular component: membrane. Gene Ontology annotation, molecular function: sulfate transmembrane transporter activity.